CUCACGCCUCCUUCAGCCCAGCAUCUCCACAGUAGACAGGUGGUUCCUCACAAGGAUGAAAGUGGUGGUUCUCAGCAGUUGCCUCUUGGCCGUGGCUUUGGCUGCUCCGGUGUGGAAAACCAGAAGUUUGAAUAGUGGCAGCAACGAGCGAUACGCUCGUUACUUUCAACCUUUUCAACCACCUUAUUACCCCUUUCAACCAUACCUUAGAUUUCCUUAUCACAGAUACCCCAGCUUUCCUUUCUUUCCUGGAGUCAUCUAUCCUGACUAUAGACAGGUACCUGUAUUUCAUGGCUUUGAAAGACAAGCCAAUCCUGGGGCAUCAAAUGUGAAAGUGAACUAUGUGGAAGAAAGUGCCCCAGAGGAAUAUUCCAUGGUCAAUGGAGCUAGUUUCAGCUCUGAAGUUUCCCUCGAGGACUCCAGCAGUGUUGAGGAUGAUUACAGGAUAACCUUUGUGAAUGUGCCGAGUGAGCUACCAGAUGACAGGUAUCCUGCCGUGCCAGAUUACAUGUACCCUGGGGUGCCAGAUUACGAGGGUCCUGUAACACCCGAUGAAGAAUUCCCCAGAGUGCCAGAUUACGAGGAGCCUUUCAUACCAGGAAUUGAUACAAGUGUGAAUGUUGACUUUCACCAGCAAAGCCCCAAGGACACAGCAAGAGAGGGAUCUAAUGUAGAGGAGGUCACCGGUGUUUUACCAUCGUCAGACUCCUUGCAGAGUUUUGAUUCACGUGGAUUAACCCAGGAAGACAAUGAGAUGGUUGUAGACAGUAAUGAGGAUGCUGGUCAUCAUGAAGUAGACAGUGAACCCACAGAAAAGGACACUGAUCAAGGGGAAAUCUGGAAUAGCCAGGAAUCUGUGGGUCAGCAAAGGUCUAAUGAAGACUCAGUUAAGGAACCACAAUCCCAUGAGAAUGUUGAUGCCAGUCUAAGGGAUAUGGAUUUUACCACCCAUGAUAAUGAUGAAGAUGGUGACAGUUAUGAAGAUGAUGAUAAUUAUGAUGGCGAUUAUGGUUUUGUUGACAAUCACCAAAAUCACAAUGAUGGAACUGAAUCUGAAUUCAACGAACCAGAUUCCAAUCAGAAAAUUUCACUGGAUUCAGAUGAGACUGACCUCAAUGCUGGUGGAAUUGAGUCCAAUGAGAACAACAGUGAUGACAAGGAUUCGAGUGAGGAUGUCACCAGCAAGAGCACUGUUGAAGAUGACAGUGUACUCGAUGAAAACAGCGAAACCAACUUUUCCUUCUAAUGUGCUAAUGGAUGUGCAAAAGAUGUUGGAUUAAAGUGAUUCUUUAUACUCUUUACAGUCUUAGAACAGUAAAAUGGAACUGAUGGACAGAAUGUGUUAAUUUCAUCAUUGGAGAUGUUAAACAUGCAAAUUAUGGACUUUUUGCUUAACUAAACACUUCAUUUGGGGGCAAGGUUUUCUGACAUUAUAUAGAAUAUAUAUUUCACACUAUUGUACAAACCAUCAGGGAUCUGAUGAUACACCUAGAAGAAUCUAAACAACUGUUUACUAUAAAGCAAUCUCUUUUCAAACUAUUUGUUUUUGGUACAUGGGCAUUGAUGGCAAGAUCCAUAUUAUCUCCCCAUCCACAGAAAAACAUUGAAAGGUAAUGGAGAACCACUGGAGACACAUGUAGUGAAGGUGUUGCCUUUGGGAAGGUUGACUCCGGAUUUAGACCUAGUUAUUACAAAGGCAAAUAUGUAUGUCUGAACUCGGAUGGUGUUCGAUUUGGAGUGUUACAGUGCUCUCAUGACCCAGUUAUUCCUAUCCUCCUUUGAUCUUUAGCAGUUGAGGUUGCAGGUUUGGAAGAUGCUGCCAAGGACUCUUGGCAAGUUGCUACAUUUAUAUUCAUCGUUCGUUUGGCACGUCCCUUCCGGGAAGUUCCUGUACUGAUUCAUUAGAGAUCAACGGAUCUAAAUAUUUUUAUUCGACACUGCGAUGCUGCAUUUAUCUGUACAUGAUUUUAUUUUUAUUUAUAUGUAUAUGUGAGAGAGAAAGGGUUUUAAGCAGUCAUUCCUAUAUUGAAUUUGGUUGUGCAAAUUGGUUGUGUCGGCUGUUUUUAAAUCUAUUUGAAAAACUGCUCCAUUCCUAUAAAUAAAGAACCUUGAAAAUAAUCUUUCUGAGGAGUGAUUCAAUUCAGUAUCUGGAAUUUUGUGAAGAUUCCCUGUGAGUACCAGGACCAUGCAUUUCUGAGGUUCUGUGUUUGUACAUACCAUGCCUACUCAGAAGAUGAAUACAUCAACUCUCCAGCUUUCUGGAUCUACGAUUCUCAACCUAGUGCAGUUCCAGUGAAAACUGUGAGGUCUGAAUGAGUGUGGAGUGCGAAUUAUAGAGUUGUAUCCAGUCAAACCCUACUGGGAGUGCAAAGGGGAAAAAGACACACCACCCCCAGCUUUCACAGUCAAAACCACUGUCAGUUACCCCUCUCCACUGAGAAUGAAUGAACAGAAUCUUCACCCUUUGACAAAUUCUCAUGAGAUUGACAGAAGUAUAAUGGGUUACGGGUAAAACACUACAAAUGGGAUCUGCUUAGGUGGGACACCUUGCUUGGCAUGGUCCAGUUGAACCACCAGGGCCUGUUUUCAUGCUGUAUGACUCUAUGGGAGGAGCGUGACAGGUGAAGGCCACCAUGACUGGAACAUAAAAGGGGUUGAUAUUGCAGGGUGAACAACUGUCAUUUUGAAGAAGAGGGUCAAAGUAGGUGAAGGAAUUCUGAUCAGUAAUUAAUACAGGGAAAGCAGGGAUGGUGAUUAUCCCAUACUUGAAAGUCAACAUUGAGUCAGGGAAGAUGACAAUGUGUCUGGUCAGGGGGUUGAGGUGCUAUAUCUGGAGCUUGGGCUGAGAAAUGCAGAAGGGUAGGAUUGGGAAAAUUAGGAUGAGAAUGGAAUGAGAACCAGGUUACUGAGAGCUGCAGAAUUAUAUUAGCUGAUGAUGUUUUGGACAGAUUCCAAAAUCACUUUAUCUUGCUCCAGAUGCGUGUUGCCUGAUAACUAUAUAACCUGAGUAUGACAAUCACAGACUAAAACUCUUCUGCCCAGUAACAAGGAUUGAUUUGCACCCAGGGCCAUCAGUUAGUCCUUAAUGAAGAAUGUUGCAUCCUUCCACCUCACCUUUCCCAUCCUCAGCUUGGCCCAGUACUUCAUCAGGAGUUGUCCAAGUGGGUGAAGACACAAAGCUUUCAUUGACAGGAAAGAUUUUGCAGGAUGAUUUCAGAAGCAGGAGCUGGAUAUUUGCAGAAGAACCAGCUGAGUGACAGGGAAGAAGCUGAAAGAGCAGUCAGUGGUCUGGUCCCAUCAGCUACUCCUCAUCUGUCUGAGCAUUUCAAUUCAUGCUUUAAUCUACAAUCUACAUAGAGAUUGGGUGAACCAAAUUGGUAAGGGUGCUGAGGAAGAGGAUUUCUUUGAAUGUAUGCGGGAUGGUUUUCUGAACCAACAUGUCGAGGAACCAACUAGAGAGCAGGCCAUUCUAGAUUGGGUAUUGAGCAAUGAGGAAGGGUUAGUUAGCAAUCUUGUCAUGCGAGGCCCCUUGGGUAAGAGUGACCAUAAUAUGGUGGAAUUCUUCAUUAAGAUGGAGAGUGACAUAGUUAAUUCAGAAACAAAGGUUCUGGACUUAAAGAAGGGUAACUUUGAAGGUAUGAGACGUGAAUUAGCUAAGAUAGACUGGCAAAUGAUACUUAAAGGGUUGACAGUGGAUAUGCAAUGGCAAGCAUUUUAAGUUCGCAUGGAUGAACUACAACAAUUGUUCAUCCGA
This is a messenger RNA of Hypanus sabinus (Atlantic stingray), 3754 nucleotides long. RefSeq lists its product as uncharacterized. The record is from RefSeq and is a predicted model, not a curated record. The transcript has 6 exons. Lineage: Eukaryota; Metazoa; Chordata; Chondrichthyes; Myliobatiformes; Dasyatidae. Bases 56 to 1246 code for a protein of 396 amino acids.